UGUUAUUUCGCUUCACUCAGGACUAAAGUAGCUGCCGCUUUGUACAGAGCUAAGGUAUCGGCUCCCGGGGCAUGGAUCCCGGCCGCCCUGCGCACCUGUGUUUUAGGCACCCGGCUUGGAUCCCUUACUCCGCGCUUCGCAGUGCGGCCCCACAGCGCCUUCGCGCCACCCGGUUGCCGUGGGAACCGCAGAGCGCGGCUGCACCCGCAGUCCAAGUUGUGUCCGAGGGGGCGAGGGGUACCGGAGCCCGGUAAUGGAGCUGCCAGAUCCGGUCCGCCAGCGGCUGGGAAAUUUCAGUCGGACCGUGUUCAGCGACUCGAACCGGACUGGGCCGCAGAACAACGAGGGUCCGGAUAAUGAAAUGGUCUCCAGUUUGGCCUUGCAGAUGUCGAUUUAUUUUAACACCUACUUUUUCCCGCUUUGGUGGGUGAGCAGCAUUAUGAUGCUUCAGCUGAAGUAUUCAGUCUUGCCUGACUACUACAAAUUCAUUGUGGUCACUGUUAUCAUCCUCAUAACCUUAAUUGAGGCCAUCCGAUUGUAUCUGGGCUACAUGGGUAACCUACAGGAGAAGGUUCCUGAGUUGGCUGGCUUUUGGCUUUUGAGCCUUUUAUUGCAAUUGCCUUUAAUUCUUUUCUUGCUCUUUAAUGAAGGCCUGAAGAAUCUGCCAUUGGAAAGAGCAAUACAUAUCAUCUUCACUAUCUUCCUUACAUUCCAAGUUGUUGCAGCAUUUCUUGCUUUGAGGAAAAUGGUAAAUCAGUUGGCAACCCGUUUCCACCUCCAAGACUUUGACCGACUCUCUGCAAAUAGGGGAGACAGGCAAAGGAUGAGGUCAUGUGUAGAAGAAAUUUGACCCAGUGCUGUUGAGUGGAAAUCUGAAAGAUCAUUCUAGAAGACUCUAAAAGUUAGGAAAUUAUCAGAGAUCUAGCAUGAGAAAGAGGUCGAAGCAAGUGUUUUGAAUUGUCUACUCCCGAGCUCUGAAAUUCCAAGGUUAGGAGGAAUGAUAAGGUUUUGUUUGCACAGUACCUGAAAGCAGUAAGUUAACCCUGAAACCUAGAUAUUGUCCACCUGAUGCCAAAUAUCUUAAUUUUUUAUCAUUGUUGACCUUUUUCUGGUGUGUAGAAAUCUGUCUGUUGGUGUUCAUAAUUUACCAGUUUUACUGUAAUAUUUCUAGUUAGGAGCUGUAAAUAGAAAUAUGUACAUUUCUUUUAAGCUUGUCUUUUACCCACAUCUUAGCUGUAUAUCUCACCAGGUUUCUUAAACUACUUGGAAGUGCUUGUCAGUAUUUUUGUGUUUUAGACUGUAUUGAAAAGCUAGGAGACCCAAUUUUCUAGCUUGCUAGGGUUAGAUUCUAACCCUAGUAUUAUCUGUUAUACUGAGGUUAAGAAGAAAACAGGUGGCUUAUCAUGGUACUUGGGAAAUAUUUUUAUCAUAAAAUUGUCACUUUCAUAAAAUCACGUUCAGUAUUUUUGGUGGUGGUGUGAAAAAAUUUUUUCAAUAAAUUAUAAAGUAUUUAUGUUCAAGUUA
Messenger RNA from Choloepus didactylus (southern two-toed sloth), 1524 nucleotides. RefSeq names its product transmembrane protein 17 (gene TMEM17). Gene Ontology annotation, cellular component: ciliary transition zone. The transcript has 4 exons. Gene Ontology annotation, biological process: non-motile cilium assembly. Bases 254 to 850 code for a protein of 198 amino acids. NCBI's taxonomy places the organism in Eukaryota, Metazoa, Chordata, Mammalia, Pilosa, Megalonychidae. The record is from RefSeq and is a predicted model, not a curated record.